Molecule: messenger RNA, 2322 nt
Organism: Exophiala bonariae
Lineage: Eukaryota; Fungi; Ascomycota; Eurotiomycetes; Chaetothyriales; Herpotrichiellaceae
Exons: 5
Coding region: 1-2322 (773 amino acids)
Biological process (GO): protein phosphorylation
Molecular function (GO): protein kinase activity; protein binding; ATP binding
Source: RefSeq, a predicted model, not a curated record
AUGAAAUCAUCAUUGGUCGCUACAGAGGCUACUGAUAGCCAAUAUGUCUUGCGUGAUCCUUAUGCUUCCAGAAGGCAUCUCAGAAUCUACACUGUGGUUUAUGAGAACGACGAGCCCAAUGAAUGUGAGACACUUGUCUAUGCGGAAGACUUGUCUCGCAAUGGAACAUACUGGGAUGGAAGCCUGAUUGGACGCGGGAGUGGUGGAUUUCUCCUCAGCGAUGGAAACGUUCUCACGCUGACUUCCAAUACUCAAUUUACCUUUACCGCAUUGCCGAGCCCUCAGAAAAACACUAGGUUUGAUCAGAUUCAAGAAAAUGAGAUGGCGGUAUGGUCCUUGGCUCCACUUCGAGACGACGCUGACCCAUCUCAGCAAUUUCGACAGGAAUACAUGAUAACAGAGAGAUUACUUGGUGCAGGAGCUUUUGGCAAGGUCUUCAUGGCAGUUGAACAAAAGUCUCGGUUGCAGGUAGCUUGCAAACUGGUUGAUCUACGGAAACUUGUCCCCUGGAGAGUUAACAGAUUCGGACCGCCUGAAAGACCGACUGCUGCCAAAGACUUGGGCUCUCAAUCUGAAAGACGAAGUUUGAGAGAAUGGGUCAACCAGCAAAAGAGAGGUAAGGGUGUCGAGGCAAAGAUGAAGCUUUAUCUCAGUAAGAUUGAGAUACUCACUUCGAUCAAUCAUCCAAAUAUCAUCGGCAUUGAAAAGGUCUUUAUUACCGAUGAUACGAUGUACAUGAUGCAGAACCUUGUCACAGCUGGCGACUUAUUCUCGUACAUCGAGUCACGACACGGAAAAUUGCAGGAAGCUGAAGCUGCUGCAAUAAUCCGACAGAUACUCAUCGCCGUGUCUUUUCUGCACAAGAGAAACAUUGUCCACAGAGACAUCAAGCCUGACAACAUUCUGAUGACAAGUUCCUCUGCUGGAUGUCGAAUCGUUCUGACCGAUUUCGGUGCCGCUCGAAGGAUUGAUGACCAAAGGGAUACGAUGUCCACACAGAUCGGUACUCAUGAGUAUGCAGCUCCGGAAAUGUUUUUUUCUACACACUUCCCAGGAAGAGGAGAGUGUCGUAAAUACACUCGGGCUGUAGACAUGUGGGCUUUGGGAUGCGUCGCAGUCGUACUUCUCACUGGUGGUUUAGCAUUCUGUGAUCCGGUAACCAACCACUACUCGGAAAAGCUAGCCAAAGACUGUGAUCUAGCCCAUCUUCAGGCCUCGUCUGAAUGGCAGCAUCUGAGGGACCGUCCAAGAUCCUUUGUCGAGAACCUCCUUGUGAUUGACGAAAAUGCAAGGAUGACAGCUGACGAAGGCCUCAACCACUGUUGGUUUUCCAAUGAGGCCCACAAAGCCGACUUCGAAGACCUCUAUCAACGAACGAUCAAAACCUGGCGUUCGAAACCUCCAAAGGACCCUGUUGUGGAGUUUCUGGACAGUGGCUUGAUUCAACAGCUGCCCUGCUCUCAGAAUUAUCUUGAAAAAGUCAAUAAGAAGUUCCUUCGCAGAAGUGGACACACACCCAUAGAGGAGCCCUUCAAACCUUUCCCACGCACGAUGCAUACUGCACUAUCACCUAGGAGAAGACCAAACGAUAAACUCUCUGACGAAAUUAGGCAGGCCAUUGACACCAAGUGGCCUCCUGUCUCAGAAUCCGCGGUCGUGUUGGAAAAAAGAACAAACAACGUCUCUGAAGGCCGACAGUCUCCGUGGUUCCGUAUUGAGUCAACACGACGAUUGAGAAGAACAACAGCGUCGCCUGCACCAGGGAAAGAGCCUCAACAGGCAGACUUGUCUCCACAAUCAAGACGAAGUAUGCCUUCCAUGCCCUUGAGAAUUCGCGACACUCGGAGUGAGAAUACUAAUUCUGCUGAAAGCAGCAGUGUGAAUACGGAUCCGCAAGAGGGACUGAAAGAGAAUUUUUCGCCAUCGUCACGAGCCCCAAGUGGCUCCCGCCUUGACAGAGAUGAAUCUCCUCCCUUUGGUGAUGGCUCUACCGGCCUUCAGCAGCAAAAGAUAAUCGUUUUGAAAUUAAGCAACAUAUCCGGAACCGUUUUGCACGAACGCUUCGAACACGAGCGGACUACAGGAGUCACCAUCGCGCCGUAUGGGACGUCAGAUGUACUUGUCACCCGUUCAGAGUCGCAUAGGUUGGUGCCAGUCAACGAACUCAAACCAUUACGAGAGAAUCCUAGCCCCGGGAAAGGCAGAACAUUGAAGAGAAGAGGGUCUCUGCUAAAUUUCCAAGCCAGUACAAAGGUCAAGCGACGCCGAGGGUCAAUUUAUGAUCUGGUAGCUGACAACGAUAGCGAUGGUGGUAAAUACUGA